CCAUCCCCAGGGGAGGGCCAGGAGGUGGCGGCUCUAAGCCUGUUUGGGAGUUCGGGACCAUUCGCUACCCCGUGGACUCGUUAUGAAUGAGCAGCUCCGAGCCUACCUCGGCCCAGGGGUCUCUUCACAGAAUUCGAGGACUGCUCUAGAACCUUUAGUGACCUCAGAGGGAGGGGGCUCUGGUUUCCAGGCCUGUUGCAUUCGGCAUGCGACACACCAGAUUCAAGUUCCCCCUGGCCAGUGGAGGAUACUUUGUGAACCACAUUUCGACCUUAAAUCGAAAAAACACUCAGCACCUUCUUUGGACUUAAAAAAUGCUGCAGGAAGAAUAUGUUUCCUUCCAAAUGAAGAUUUUUGCUUUUGGAUGCCUGUUCCUUUGUUAAAUUCCUUUAGUGAGGUCACAGACUCUGAUCUAAUAAAGGACUGGCCGCCUCACUGUGCUUGUGAGUGUGACCGUGGCAGAGGGGAGAAUGGGCCACAGAGUUCAGAAAGAUGGGGCGUGGUCCAGUCCCCCAGUGACACAGCAGCAAACUUAAUACCCAUCUUUGCUGGGAGGCCGAAACAAACGUUUUUCAAGAUUGGAAUGAGAGUUGUGGAGAAAACACAACCGUUUUCCUGUGCUGCCUUUCUCCCCCUGAUCAUUCUUCCUCAAUUUGUGUCCUUUUUUCCUAUGGAUAUAAACUAAAGAUGAACAU
Messenger RNA from Mustela erminea (ermine), 695 nucleotides. RefSeq lists its product as uncharacterized. The record is from RefSeq and is a predicted model, not a curated record. Bases 83 to 685 code for a protein of 200 amino acids. Lineage: Eukaryota; Metazoa; Chordata; Mammalia; Carnivora; Mustelidae. The transcript is spliced from 2 exons.